Molecule: messenger RNA, 1434 nt
Organism: Auanema sp. JU1783
Lineage: Eukaryota; Metazoa; Nematoda; Chromadorea; Rhabditida; Rhabditidae
Source: the annotation of a GenBank genome assembly
AUGAUUCUUGUUCUUCUUACAAUCUUUCUUGGUUGGGUUUUGUUCGAUCAGUUCUACUGGAGGAGAAGGCACCUACCACCAGGUCCUAUACCCUUACCUAUAGUUGGAAACUUGCAUACACUGCUUCGUUUUGAGCCUGGAUAUGCCGCAUUUGAAAAAUGGAGUAAAGAGUAUGGUCCAGUAUACACCUUCUGGUUGGGAAGCAAAGCUAUGGUCAUGAUUACGGAUUAUGAAAUUAUCAAAGAGACCUUCAUACGUAAUGGCGACGACUUUGCUGAUAAAUACGACUUCGGUGAAAUGACUACUGAAUAUAGAGGAGGUAAAUAUGGAGUCGUAGAUACAAAUGGCGAUUUCUGGAGAGAUCAUCGUCGAUUCACAUUGCAUCAGCUUAGAGAUUUAGGUCUGGGCAAGAAUGCAAUGGAAGAGAGAGUACUUAUCGAGGUCGAAGAGCUCACAAAGAGUCUGUUGCAAAAGAAAAAUGGACGUGUAGAAAAAAUGCAGGAUAUCAUUGAUAUUGGAGUAGGAUCCAUUAUUAAUCAACUGUUAUUCGGAUAUCGAUUCGAUGAAAAUUGUCGUGAUGAGUUUAUGACACUCAAAGAUUUGCUCUCAGAUCAGAUGCGCCUAUUUGGUAAACCUCAAUUUCUUGUAAUCAGCGCUUUCCCCAAAGUCGCUAAGUUACCUUACUUCAAAGGAAUGAUGGACGAAGUCCUUUUGGGCCGCGACAAAAUCUUCGAGUUCUUAAACAAACAAAUUGCUGCUCAUAUGGAAGAUAUGAAAAAUAGAGACUCAGAAGAACCUACAGACUUUACGGAAGCAUUUCUGGAGGAAAGGAAGAACAGGGAAAAAAAAGGGGAUUUCUCAUCAUUCUGCCAUUUACAACUUUUGAACAUGUGCUUUGAUCUAUGGACCGCUGGAAUGGAAACCACUUCCAACACACUGACUUGGUGUCUUGUGUAUGUAAUGAACCAUCCAGAUGUACAGAAAAAAAUGCAUGAAGAGAUGGAUAAGAUCAUUGGUUCCGAUAGAGUCAUAACCAUGUCUGAUAAAAACCAGCUGCCAUAUGUAAAUGCUGUUAUUAACGAAACUCAACGCUUGGCAAACUUGCUGCCGAUCAAUCUUAUGCAUUUAGUCAGAAAAGACUGUGUGAUGAAUGGACAUUCAGUGAAAGCUGGCUCAGGAAUCAUAGCACAAAUUUCGAGCGUUCUAUAUGAUGAAAAGAUAUUCCCUGAGCCUUACAAGUUCAAACCUGAACGAUUCAUAGAUGAACAAUGUCUGGGCGAAGGACUGGCGAGAAUGGAGUUGUUCUUGUUUGCUGCAAAUGCUUUCAACCGCUUCAAGUUUGAACCCGAUGGAGAGGUACCAACGAUGAGGAAGGUGUUUGGUACAACAGUAGCACCGUUAGCAUCAAACUGUAGAGCUGUGUAUAGAUUUUGA